UUAUCUGGAAAUGUUAUAGUAGCGUGUAACCCUCUAACGAUAAUAGUUAAUUUUCUUUCUGGUGUUAAUUUUGGCCACUUUCCAAAAUAUUAUCAUUACGUGUCCAACAAUUCAACAGUUAACAGUCGUCAAAGAGGACUUUUCCUGAAGUAAAAUUGAUUAAUAGAGGUGUGACCUCUACAUCAAUCAUGGCCGACGGGUUUGAUCCUUGUGAAUGCGUCUGGAACCAUGAGAAUGCUAUGCAGAGGCUGAUGAACCUGCUGAGGAGUUCUCAAGAUGCCUGCACAGACACACAGUGCUUCAAUGAACUGCCAGGUGGCGACCAGUCACCUGAUGGAGGCUUCAGCAACAUGAUGCUUAUGUUGUUCGGUUGGCUCGUCAUGGCAACGGCUCUGUUCCUGUUCAGACCACGUAACCUGAGGAACCUGGGAGACACAAAACCAGCAAACAAUGAUCCAGGAAAUCCACCCCCACCUGCCCCAGGUGUGCAUUAAGGGGCCACAGUUUCACAAAAGACAAACUGGCUGCAAAAUGCAUUUUUAUCAACAAAGCUGUCGAUUUUGCAAAGAAAAACUUUUCUUCCUUUAAGAUUGUAUUUAAACUUAAGCAUAAAUCUUCACUGGAUUUCAUCAUUAUUUUUUUACAAUUUUACUGUUGUAGUCAGUGAUAUUCUUAAUAAAGUCUCCCUAUAACUUCA
Messenger RNA from Dreissena polymorpha, 697 nucleotides. Its product is annotated as small integral membrane protein 14-like. Bases 189 to 494 code for a protein of 101 amino acids. NCBI's taxonomy places the organism in Eukaryota, Metazoa, Mollusca, Bivalvia, Myida, Dreissenidae. The transcript is spliced from 5 exons. Gene Ontology annotation, cellular component: endoplasmic reticulum. The record is from RefSeq and is a predicted model, not a curated record.